This is a messenger RNA of Hyaloscypha bicolor E, 880 nucleotides long. RefSeq lists its product as uncharacterized. Lineage: Eukaryota; Fungi; Ascomycota; Leotiomycetes; Helotiales; Hyaloscyphaceae. The coding region runs from base 394 to 663 and encodes 89 amino acids. The record is from RefSeq and is a predicted model, not a curated record. The transcript is spliced from 2 exons.
CAUGGAAAGGAUUGCAGGUGAUUUCUGCAUCCUCUUCCGUAUAUAAUCAAUCACCUUUUUACAGAGAGGAUGACUUGCCCUAGAGCGGGGUGGGGGUUGAUGGACUCUUUCCGCCCUGUUCCAAUCCACUACUCAAGCAAGGAAUUUGGUGCCUUUCCGGGGCUUAACAUUCAUAUGGUCAAGCCCCUCGAGCGCUUCAAUCGUCUUCCAUAAUUCUGCUGGCGGCGCCUUUUUCCAUUCUUCCUCCACCAGCACACAUGCCGGGUCUGGUUGACCGAGCUUUACAUCCGGGUUGCUUACCGGCAGCCCAUCGCACCCAAGCGGAGUUUUGUGAUACACCCUAAGCCCCGAGCUCGCCUCGACGCCCAUACACAACCACUUCCUCCACCACGAAUGCCUGUCCCAAUCCCCGACCUGGGAAUUCGUGAUGUUGUCAUACGGAUCUCCGAGGCCGUCCCAAUCGUACCAUUGAUAGCGGUGAAACUCCCCGACGAAGGAGAAGGGUUUGCAGGACCCGUCGAAGCAGCAGUUGGAGCGCAGGAUCUCGGGGGUGUAUUGACACUCGCGGUAGAGGCUGGGCAGAUUGCCGUUGCCGUGGAUGUAGUGCCAGGUUAUGUUGCGCCCGGAGCAGGCAUGCCGAUCGAGGAAGGAGUCGACGGGUAAGGAGUUGGAGUUCCCCAUGUUGGCGCCUGAAUGGACAAUAAGGCGUGAGGAUAGUGAAUCAAGGACUUAUGUUGGGCUGGCGGACGUGUGGUGGAAUGGGUGGGGUAUGCUGGUGAAGGAACUUCGGCUGCUUUUCUUGUCCUCUUUAUAGAGGUGGAUUGAAGGGUCGGCUGGUAUCAUGAGCCAUGUCAAAUCCCUCGGUUUCGAGGAUCAAUUA